GAUGUCACCCAACAGGGCAACUAAACUAGCCUACUAGUGAACGGAGGUUGUAGGAACCCCAGCCACUUGGUUAAUGGCUCUGUCUGCGCUGUGGAUGAGGUUAAACAAGCCAGGCUCUUUAACACGUUGAGCCAUCAUUCCGUGGAGGAUAAUAAAGGCUGCCACUCGGAUGCUCCAAAGGGCGCAAGGACACCCCUCCCGUUUUGGCCCUGGAUUGAUGACAUUCAGAAUUCCUGGGUUUGGGAGAGGCUCCUUUGGCGCCCUCUCGGCCGGCAAAUUUACAGCAUCUUGUCUAAGCAAAAGUGGGAGGGAGAAUAUUAGUGAAAGCAAUUAGGGGACUGGCUGUUAUGAUGUUAUAAGCAUUUGUCGUCCGUCCCCCCACCCACCCCUUAAGGAGAAUGCAGUCUCAUGCUCUUGUUCGGCUGCAGGGAGCAGUGGAAGGUGGGAGGGUCUUACAAAGCCUACCACCGAAAGCUCCGCCGAGCCACGCCAUCAAUGCAUGAAAAAGCUCUAUUGCCCUGUUAAGGGUAUAAGGAACGUCAAGCGGCGAAUUGGGAAGGGGGGGGGUGUAGAGAGCGAGCGAGCGACCCCUCGAUCGUCAAGAGGAGAAGCCUCGAUCCAUCCCGGCUCUGCGUAGGUUCCUUCGGUCUUUCCCACGCACCUCCAUCAAUCAAUAGAAGGGGGCGAACCCGACACUUGUCUCCGCCUUCUUUUGGAGCACGGCGGCUGCAGCAACACCGGUUGCAAGACUUCUGCGGAGCAUCGGGAGCGAGCAAAAUGUCCUCUGGUGUCGGUCCCCCCAAGAGCGGCUCCCCACUGAGGAAGCGGGCCAGCCUUCAGGCUCCCAGCCCAGGAGAGAUUCACGGAGGGCCGAGAUCCCGGCAGUUGCAGCCUGCACGUUCUCUCCCAGGGCCUUCCCACUGCCUGAAGCAUUUUCCUGUUGAUCUACGGACCUCCAUGGAUGGCAAGUACAAAGAGCUUGCUGAGGAGUUGUUUUGUCACUCAUUGGCCGAGAGUGAAAUGCGCAGUGCUCCCUACGAAUUCCCAGAAGACAGCCCCAUCGAACAGUUAGAAGAGAGGCGCCAACGGUUGGAGCGGCAGAUAAGCCAGGAUGUGAAACUAGAACCUGACAUUUUACUCAGAGCCAAACAGGACUUCCUGAAAAUUGACAGUGCUGCCGACCUACAAUUAUUUAAAGAACAGGGUGAAGACCUAGUAGAUUACCUUCCAAAAGAUCGAGAUAUAUUUUUGGACAGAGAGUUCCAGAGGGUCACCAUCUCUGGAGAAGAGACAUGUGGGGUGCCCUUCACAGACCUGUUGGACGCUGCUAAAAGUGUGGUCAAGGCAUUAUUCAUUCGGGAGAAGUACAUGGGGUUUUCUCUGCAAAGCUUCUGUAAAACCACAGCACGAUUCCUGCAGGAUCUUUCAGAAAAACCCUUAGCCCCCAGGAUGUAUGAAGAGAUCCCUGAGACUCCUGUGGCUGCAGAUAUCAUGGAAAGCUGCCAAGUGAGUGAUGGGCGGAGAUGUCCAAUAUACGAUGCUCCAGUGCACCCUCCAUUUGCACACCAGCAUCCUUAUGAGAAAUGUGAUCCUCAAUCAAUGCCUGGAGAUCUUGGCUUUGGUCUCAGGAUGGUCAAUGGAGUAGUUCAUGUGUACACCAAGCAGGAUAUCACUGACAAGACCACUGAACUGGACUUGCCUUAUCCUGACCUGCAGGAGUUUGUGGCUGACAUGAAUGUUCUGAUGGCUCUGAUCAUCAAUGGCCCCAUAAAAUCCUUCUGCUAUAGAAGACUUCAAUACUUAAGUUCAAAGUUCCAGAUGCAUGUCCUGCUCAAUGAGAUGAAAGAGCUGGCAGCUCAGAAAAAGGUGCCACAUCGUGACUUCUACAACAUUCGAAAGGUGGACACACACAUCCACGCCUCAUCCUGCAUGAAUCAGAAGCAUCUGCUACGCUUCAUCAAACGGGCUAUGAAGAAACACCUGCAGGAAAUCGUUCAUGUGGAAAAGGGCAAGGAGCAAACCCUUAAAGAGGUCUUUGAGACCAUGAAUCUCACCGCAUACGAUCUGAGUGUGGACACCCUCGAUGUCCAUGCGGAUCGUAACACCUUUCAUCGAUUUGAUAAGUUCAAUGCCAAAUACAACCCCAUAGGAGAGUCUGUUCUGCGGGAGAUUUUCAUUAAAACAGACAACCAAGUCUCUGGAAAAUACUUUGCUCAUAUCAUCAAGGAAGUAAUGUAUGACCUAGAAGAGAGCAAAUAUCAGAAUGCAGAACUGCGACUGUCUAUCUACGGCCGAGCACGGGAUGAGUGGGAUAAGUUAGCCAAGUGGGCUGUUACCCACCGAGUGCAUUCCAACAAUGUACGCUGGCUGGUGCAGGUGCCUCGGCUAUUUGACGUAUACAAAACAAAGAAACAGUUGGCCAACUUUCAGGAGAUGUUGGAGAACAUUUUCUUACCUCUCUUUGAAGCCACCAUCAAUCCUGCUAGCCACCCAGAAUUGCAUCUCUUCUUGGAGCAUGUGGAUGGUUUUGAUAGCGUAGACGAUGAGUCCAAGCCAGAACACCAUAUCUUCAACUUGGACAGUCCCUUACCUGGCAAUUGGAUGGAAGAAGAUAACCCACCAUAUUCUUAUUACCUUUAUUACACCUAUGCUAAUAUGGUGGUGUUGAAUCAUCUGCGUAGGAAGAGGGGCUUCCACACCUUCGUCCUGCGACCCCACUGUGGGGAGGCAGGACCCAUCCAUCAUCUUGUGUCGGCUUUCAUGCUGUCAGAAAACAUAUCUCACGGCCUCCUUCUCCGCAAGGCACCGGUGCUGCAGUAUCUCUACUACCUGGCUCAGAUUGGCAUUGCUAUGUCUCCACUUAGCAAUAACAGCCUGUUCUUAAGCUACCAUCGUAAUCCGCUACCUGAGUACCUGUCACGGGGCCUCGUGGUCUCCCUGUCCACAGACGACCCCCUGCAGUUCCAUUUCACUAAGGAACCCUUGAUGGAAGAGUACAGCAUUGCCACACAGGUUUGGAAGCUCAGUUCCUGCGAUAUGUGUGAACUUGCACGGAACAGUGUGCUCAUGAGUGGCUUCUCCCACAAGGUGAAGAGCUACUGGCUUGGACCCAACUACCUGAAGGAAGGGCCAGAAGGCAAUGACAUCCGUCGUACCAAUGUGCCAGAUAUCCGGGUAGCCUAUCGCUAUGAGACACUUUCCCAGGAGCUGACUCUCAUCACCCAGGCUGUGCAGACAGAGAUGCUGGAGACCAUCCAGGAAGAAGACCUUCUGACUAUGAGCUCUAUCCGGGAUACUUGCUGAAAGAGACUCGUUCAUAAUCGGUCUCCCUUUCAGCCCCACACUGGCUUGACAAGAUGGGUCUGUUAUGUGAGCACAGAGAGAGCCUGACCAUCCACCUCCCUCAUCCCAGAGACUUUUCUACUUUUCUGUUGUGUGUGUGUGUGUGUGUGUUUCCUUCAGUAUCUCUUGGAAAUGUUUCCAUGAUUUCUUUGCACUUGGUAAUCGGCUGGGGCCUCCUGGAAGAUGAAUAGUUAGAAGUGUCUCCAGGGUCCAGAUCCAGGAACCAAGGAAAGCAUCUGUAGUGUGAAUGGAAAGGCUGGUCAGAUCGAUUGACAGCCAAGGCCAAAGAGGUAAAAAGGAACAUGUGCCAGUUCAGUACAGAAUAAAUUCUGGAAGUCCUGACAUUUGCCCAGUAGCAAGAAGAACCACCAGCAUGUCUACAUGUAUCCUGAGCAACAUCUGCCAGGGCCAAAGUCUUCUGGGGGUGCCUUGCGCUACCUCACUUUUGUUUUAGGGGGUUCCCAUUGGCUGGUCAAGCACCUCUGAGUGGCUGGAACCAGUCCUGCCUUUUGCCAUCAGGGCAAAACAUUGUCAAUCCCACCAGGCAGGAGCCUCCAUUUUUCAGUUUUAAGCUCUAGCACGGUGUUUUUCAACCUUGGCAAACUUUAAGAUGUCUGGACUUUAACUCCCAGAAUUUCCCAGCCAGCAUGAUAUCUUAAAGUCAUGACAUGUAGGCAUCUUAAUGUUGUCAAGAUUGAGAAACACUCUCUAGUAUGAAGUGGGGCAAAGGACAGAUUUCCUUUCCUUUCAAAGCCCAAUAACGUUUGUCUUUUCCGGCUCAGGGAAAGCACUAACCUUUGAUUCCCUCCAUCCUUUAAAGGUGAACGACUGUGUGCUGUCAGGGGCAAAGUGGACUUGAGAUAAUAAAGGUAUUGUUGUUAGCAUGCCAAAUACUGGGUUUUUAAAAAAUUGUUCUGUAUCUUUUGUGAAACUCUUGGUCUCCCUCUACAACCAAGCAUUAUAAAAGAAGUUUGAUGCAGUUAUUAAUGUAGCAAGGAGAUUGAAGAUGAUUCUGGCCCUGAAAAAAUAACUCCUGGAAGAAAGCCUUGGAGCCAAGAUACUUGCCUAGCAUGGAAGGAGUUUAUGAUAAAUUAUUAUGAUGGUUAUUAAUUAUAUAUCAGAUUCAAAAUGGAGAUGAUGGACAUCUGAGAUUAGUUGUUUUUAAAGCAAACUUUUAAGUAAUUUUAAGGCUUGAUUGGAUCAGUGACACUCAUCAGCAAUUGGUGUGGGAAGAUAUGUGGAGUUGCAUUAAGCCAUUUAUUGGGUCUAAUCUACUUUCCCAAAGUUGCUACUAGCUCAGGAAUGAUAGCAUUUUGUUCCCUAGGGAGUUAAUGGUGCAGUUACAGGAGGAGAGGGUGUUAGAGCAGAAUCAUUAUCUAUGGGUUUAUACACUCUGGCAGUGUUGCCCCAGUUUUUGGACUGCUUCUUCCUUCAGCUGUUUUAAAGUUUAGGUUUUUUUCGGGAGGGUUCCCCAUGUUGGGGGAUCAUUCCCACCAUGUCUGGCAGCCAUGUCUGAUGUAAUGCCUGAUGCAGAAGCUCCUGGGAGAUGAAAACUGUUCUGGACUGGUUAUAAUGCAGCAGAUUCAAACUGCUUGUUAUGCUAUCUCUUUCACUUUCUGACAGCUUUUGACUCUCGUGCUACUUUUAAUACUAGUAGGCUAUUGUCAUCCUAUUAAUGGUUGUUGUGCCAUCAGUCAUAAUUUGGAAAUCGCUUGUGGGCCUCUCUCCUUAGGUAGGAAACCAACUUCAGACUGUGCUCACUCUCUUCAGGUUCUUAGACAAAUGUUAUGUCUAUAAAAAAGACAAUUCUUGCUCCCAGUUGCUGCCAGUAACAUGCGAGCUUACUAUUUGGAAGCAGAUCCAGUACAAAGGGAAAUACAUUGGUUAAACUUGAGGUGAGUAGAUAGCAAGGAAUGCUUCUAAAGUGAACCGGAAGCUUGUGAUGCCCUCCUUCUAAAUUUGACUACCUCAACUUCUCCAGAUACAUUGGACUGAAGCUCCCAUAAUCCUCAACCAGCGUGGCUGCAUGAAGUUGUGCUCCAGCACAAUUAGAAGUGAAAACCGCUCUAGGUGGCUGUGGCCAAAUUCUGAGGGUCAUAACAAAUGUCUGCUUAAAGAUAUUCACGAAGUGCACCAAGACUAAAUAGGCUGCUUUUUUCAUGUCAUGUGUGGAAGAAGCAUUUUGUUACAGUUUGUGUCAUUAUUUUGAGGGUCACACAUCUAAGAAAAAGGAGCCAUUCUUUAAAGCCUGUCUAGUUGGUCUUUCAUCUUCAUGACACAGCAUGGUAAUUCCCUUCCCUUCCCUUCCCUUCACCCCAUCCCCCAUUGCUGUCUCCCAAGCUGUUUUGCAAUAGAGCUGUCUUGCAUUUGUUUCAGCCAGCAUGGAUGCCUUGUUAAUCUAAGGGUUCCAGGGAGAAAUGGUAUAAUCAGUUGAACUGAAGUGAAACGUAAACUGCCUCCCUGCUUCAUCUCUCAUUUUCUUCCUUUCUCCUUGCCAUUAAUCUGCCUAUUGGUACAUCAUGUUAGUUUUUGCUUUGGUGUCAGAAUUGAAGCUGGUAUUCCUUUAGCAAUCACAUGUAUCAUCCUCUCACUUGGCUAUUUUAUGUACCUUGGAUGAAACUCUAUGCUUGUCUGUGCUGUUAGAAAUCUUCUGGAAAUAAGAGCAUGAUCCACCAUUAAAGAUUAUUUAAGUAAA
Molecule: messenger RNA, 6037 nt
Organism: Pantherophis guttatus
Lineage: Eukaryota; Metazoa; Chordata; Lepidosauria; Squamata; Colubridae
Gene: AMPD2
Product: adenosine monophosphate deaminase 2
Biological process (GO): IMP salvage; AMP metabolic process
Cellular component (GO): cytosol
Molecular function (GO): AMP deaminase activity
Source: RefSeq, a predicted model, not a curated record